UUCACCACAGAGGGACAGACUCUGCUCCACCCAUCCUGAAGCUACAGGCGCUCCCUCCUAGAAUCCCCAAUGGAUUUCACACGCAGAAGCUUGCAAAGAAGCCUGAGUUCCUCCUCGCAGGCUUCUAUGGUCAACAUGUAUAGGACUGGGGGCAGGCAGCUCCUGGGGGCAGCGCCUAGCGUCUACGGGGGAGCUGGAGGCCACGGCACCCGCAUCUCAACCUCCAAAAGCUUGGUGAGCUAUGGGAAUGAUCUCAACAAAGGCGACCUGUUUUUUGGCAAUGAGAAGAUGGCCAUGAGAAACCUCAAUGACCGCCUAGCGAGCUACCUAGAAAAAGUGCGGUCCCUGGAGCAGUCCAACCUCCAACUUGAGAUGCAGAUUAAGCAGUGGUAUGAAUCAAACGCGCCCAGCACCAGUCGGGACUACAGUGCAUACUACAAAGAAAUUGAAGAGCUGCGAGCUCAGAUUAAAGAUGUUCAACGGCAAAAUGCUCUGUGUGUCCUGAAAAUCGAUAAUGCUAAACUGGCGGCUGAGGACUUCAGACUGAAGUAUGAGACUGAAAGAGGGAUGCGCCUAACAGUGGAAGCUGACCUCCAGGGCCUGAGCAAGGUUUAUGAUGAUCUAACCCUAAGCAAAACAGACUUGGAGGCUCAAAUUGAAGAACUGAAUAAAGACCUGGUUCUCCUCAAAAAAGAGCAUCAGGAGGAAGUGGACGUCCUACGCAAACAGCUGGGCAAUACCGUCAAUGUGGAGCUGAUGGCUGCUCCAGCCCUGAACCUCAGUGCCAUCAUGGAUGAAAUGAGGCAGAAAUAUGAAGUCUUGGCCCAAGAGAACCUUAAGAAGGCCAAAGAAGAGUUUGAGAUACAGACUGAAACUCUGCAGCAACAAGUCUCAGUGGACACUGCAGAAUUAAAGCAAUCGGAGGUUCAAGUAAAGGAGCUGAGACGCACCUACCAGAACUUGGAGAUAGACCUCAAGUCCCAUCUCAGUAUGAAACAAUCUUUGGAGCAGACGCUGCAAGAUACCAAAGCUCGUUAUCACAGCCAGCUGGCCACCCUCCAGGCCCUGCUGAACUCCAUAGAGGCCCAACUGAUGCAGGUUCGGGCGGAUGCAGAACGCCAGAACAAGGAAUACAAUGAGCUCCUGGACAUGAAGAUCAGGCUGGAGCAGGAAAUCGCUACUUACCGGCGCCUCCUGGAAGGAGAGGAUCUAAGCAUCCUGGAGGAGAAAGCAGAUGUAAAGAAAACCAGGAAGAUUAAGACAGUGGUGGAAGAAGUAGUGGAUGGCAAGGUCGUGUCAUCUGAAGUCCAAGAAAUGGAAGAAAGUAUAUAAACCCCUGCCAGACAGAGAUGCUGCUGAGGGCCUGAGAGAAGUGGAGCUGUAAUGUCUGCUCCCUGCAGGAAAGCGGCCGUCAGAAAGCACCAUUAGCGCUUACUACUGGUGCGGUGGAGGGGGUGGCCCAUCUAUCUAUCAGUCUCUGUAAUUGAACAUAAAUGUUUUACUCAAAGGAGCUGCAAAUUGCCAGCGAAAGUGAAAUCCAAUGAGCAUUAGGAUAUUUAAAACAUCAUUACUGCCAUCUUUACCAUGAAACAUUAAUUACAAGCUAUAGACCCCCUAAUAUCAAUUUAUUAAUGUUCCUGAAAAUUACAGCACAUUUUCAAUGAUAUUAAACCUCAUGAAGCAGAGGGUCUGUGCAAAUAAAUCUCUUUCUCUUGAA
Molecule: messenger RNA, 1717 nt
Organism: Myotis daubentonii (Daubenton's bat)
Lineage: Eukaryota; Metazoa; Chordata; Mammalia; Chiroptera; Vespertilionidae
Gene: KRT20
Product: keratin 20
Biological process (GO): epithelial cell differentiation; intermediate filament organization
Cellular component (GO): cytoskeleton
Molecular function (GO): structural molecule activity
Source: RefSeq, a predicted model, not a curated record